Messenger RNA from Capra hircus (goat), 3765 nucleotides. RefSeq names its product SWI/SNF related, matrix associated, actin dependent regulator of chromatin, subfamily a like 1 (gene SMARCAL1). Gene Ontology annotation, biological process: replication fork processing; DNA repair. Gene Ontology annotation, cellular component: nuclear replication fork. The transcript has 18 exons. Gene Ontology annotation, molecular function: ATP binding; ATP-dependent chromatin remodeler activity. The coding region runs from base 316 to 3108 and encodes 930 amino acids. NCBI's taxonomy places the organism in Eukaryota, Metazoa, Chordata, Mammalia, Artiodactyla, Bovidae. The record is from RefSeq and is a predicted model, not a curated record.
GCCCACUGGGAAAUGUAGUUCCUCGAUGAGCGACUCUGCCACUAACACUACCUCUCAGGCCAGGGAACUGGAAUAAGGCGAGCGAACUGGCAAGUACUCGAGCACCUGCGCCUAACCAGUCACCGGAAGAGCAACCUGGCUCAGGAGGGCUCUGGAGACGCGCCUGUGUUCGGGGUCUGGCGCGAAUAAAGCUCGCGGUCUACAUCUCACCAGCCGAGAAGGUUGGAAAGAGGCUAUUUUAUAAAUGUCACGUCAUGCUUUUGCCAAGUUUCCGAUUACAGACUGACAUUCCUGCAUGAGCAUCUCUCCAUUAAAAUGUCCUUGCCUCUUACAGAGGAGCAGAGGAAAAAAAUUGAAGCAAAUCGGCAGAAGGCUCUGGCCCGAAGAGCUGAGAAACUAUUAGCAGAACAGCAUCAGAAACCUGCCCAGUCCAAGCAGGGCCCAUCCCAAAACCUCCCCCGAGAUCCUUCUAAGUCAGGGAACCAUGGCAUCUUUUUCAAACAACAAAAUCCCAGCAGUUCAUCUCAUGGUGACCAGAGGCCUCAAAAUCCCCACAGUUUUCCACCCAACACCUCCGAGCAGGCGAAGGGGAUGUGGCAGAGGCCAGAAGAGAUGCCCACAGCCUGCCCAAGCUCCCGUCCACCAAAUCAAGUGACUGUCACUGGGAUCUCCCCGCCCCUGGCAAACAGUCCUCCAGGGGUCCCCAGCCAACAGUUAGGUCAUCCUCAGGCUUCCCAUGAGACCCAAUCAACACCCUUUGCUAACACAACUCACCAGCCUUUGGCCAAAGUGAAGAAUUUCCAGGAGACAGCAGCCUCUUCCUCUGGACAGCCCCCUAGGGAUCCUGAAUUAGAGGCCAGGAUGGCGAGACCCUCCACCUCUGGGCAGAACAUUUCAGGGAGUGUGAUGCCCAGGACAGAAGGAAGACUGCAACAGAAAGCAGGGACCCCGCUGCACAGAGUGGCAGGCUCCCAGCAGGGAAGGUGUAUCCAGAACGGAGAGCGAUUCCAGGUGAAGAUUGGGUACAAUGAGGCGCUCAUCACAGUGUUUAAGAGUCUGCCCAGCAGAAGUUACGAUCCUGCCACCAAGACGUGGAACUUCAGCAUGACUGACUAUGGUGCCCUAAUGAAAGCAGCCCAGCGCCUCCCGGGGAUCACCCUGCAGCCUUUGGAAGGAGCCGAGGGCCACGUGGAGUCACCCUCCACCAGCAGUGGCAUUAUAGCCAAGACCGGCCUUCCUGCAGCUCCCUCCCUGGCCUUUGUCAAAGGGCAGUGCGUGCUCAUCUCCCGGGCCCGCUUCGAGGCAGACAUCGGCUAUUCAGAAGACUUGAUUGCGCUGUUUAAACAGAUGGAUUCCAGAAAAUACGAUGUCAAGACCCGGAAGUGGAGCUUUCUCCUGGAAGAAUACAAUAAACUCAUGGAAAGAGUGCGCUGCCUUCCACAAGUUCAGCUGGAUCCUCUGCCCAAGACCCUCACCCUGGCUUUCGCCGCUCAACUCCAGAAGACGUCUCUCUCUCCGGUGGCAGACAUCCCCGAGGCAGACCUGUCCAGGGUGGAUUCCAAGCUUGUGUCUAGCCUGCUGCCCUUUCAGAGAGCCGGAGUCAAUUUCGCUGUAGCACAAAGAGGCCGCCUGCUGCUUGCCGAUGACAUGGGUCUGGGGAAGACCAUCCAAGCCAUCUGCAUAGCGGCCUAUUACCGGAAGGAGUGGCCCCUCCUGGUGGUGGUACCGUCAUCUGUGCGCUUCACCUGGGAGCAGGCCUUCCGUCGGUGGCUGCCGUCUCUGAACCCGGUCGACAUCAACGUUGUGGUGACUGGGAAGGACCGCCUGACAGAUGGCUUGGUCAACAUUGUCAGUUUUGAUCUUCUGAGCAAGUUAGAAAAGCAGCUAAAACCCCCAUUUAAAGUUGUCAUCAUUGAUGAAUCCCACUUCCUCAAAAACAUGAAGACUGCCCGCUGUCGUGCAGCUGUGCCCCUCCUCAAGGUUGCCAAGAGGGUGAUCUUACUGUCAGGCACACCAGCAAUGUCCCGGCCGGCGGAGCUCUACACACAGAUCCUUGCCGUCAAGCCAACCUUCUUCCCUCAGUUCCAUGCCUUUGGACUUCGCUACUGUGGUGCCAAGCGGCAGCCCUGGGGAUGGGACUACUCGGGCUCCUCCAACCUGGGGGAGCUGAAGCUCCUGCUGGAGGAGGCGGUCAUGCUGCGACGCCUCAAGGGCGACGUCCUCUCCCAGCUCCCAGCCAAGCAGCGCAAGAUGGUGGUGGUCGCCCCAGGCCAGAUCAACGCCAGGACCAGAGCUGCCCUGGAUGCCGCCGCCAAGGAGAUGACCACCAAGGACAAAACUAAGCAGCAGCAAAAAGAAGCCCUCAUUCUCUUCUUCAACAGAACAGCUGAAGCUAAAAUCCCAUCCGUUAUCGAAUAUGUCCUGGACCUGCUAGAAAGUGGACGAGAGAAGUUUCUUGUGUUUGCGCACCAUAAGGUGGUUCUGGAUGCAAUUACUAAGGAGCUUGAGAGGAAGCGCGUGCAACACAUCCGUAUCGACGGCUCCACCUCCUCGGCCGACCGCGAGGACCUCUGCCAGCAGUUUCAGUUGUCCCCGAGCCCCGCCGUGGCCGUGCUGUCCAUCACCGCCGCCAACAUGGGCCUCACCUUCUCCUCGGCUGACCUGGUGGUGUUCGGGGAGCUGUUUUGGAACCCGGGGGUACUGAUGCAGGCUGAGGACCGGGUGCACCGCAUCGGACAGUUGAGCUCCGUGAGCAUCCACUACCUGGUGGCGAGAGGCACGGCUGAUGACUACCUCUGGCCCCUGAUUCAAGAGAAGAUUAAAGUUCUGGGUGAAGCCGGGCUCUCUGAGACUAAUUUUUCAGAAAUGACAGAAGCCACAGAUUACUUCUACAAGGACUCAAAGCAGCAGAAGAUCUACGACCUAUUCCAGAAGUCCUUCGAGGAAGAUGGAAGCGACAUGGAGCUCCUGGAGGCAGCAGAGUCCUUUGAUCCAGGUUCCCAGGACACGGGAGACACGCUGGAUGAAAGCACAUUGAUGGGCAGCCCAGUGAAGAAGAAGAAAUUUGAAUUUUUUGAUAACUGGGACAGCUUUACCUCUCCUCUAUAAGAGGAGGGGGGAAAAGCAUUAAAAAUCAUGGCAUUUAUUAAAAUAACGAAAGGCUUUUUAUUUUUUUUGAAGUGUAUGCUCCUCUCGUCCUUACUUCAGUGUUGGUCUCUGUCUCCAAGCCCAGUGGGUUACCAGGCCAAGUGUCAGCAUUUCCUUUCAUUAUGUGUGGGUUUGCCUGGGUCUUAAUUAAUCUUAGCUUGACCUACCGAGAAACAGAUAGUAGGUUGUAGUAAUGGUGAAUCAUGUUCUUUAAUUAACAAGGUGCUUCCUCCACAGCCCCUGAAAUCUAGAUUUUUUUAAAUGUAUUGAUUCAGCAAAUAUUUAUAGAGCACUUAAUAUGUGCCAGGCCCUGUUGUAGGUGCUGACAGGAGUUCACUAAACAAAGAAGGAAAGUACACGCUUUUGCCAAGGUUAUCAUAUUAACAGGAGAGGCAGUAUUUUUCUAUGAAGAAAGGUAAAAUAAGCUAAGUGUGUAGAGCAGGGGUUGACAAGCUUUUUCUAUAAAUAGCCAGAGAGUAAUUAAUUUUGCCUUUAUGGGUCAGGAUGUUUGUGUUGGAACCACUCAGCUGUGCUGCUGUGGUGCAGAAUCAGCCAUGGACGAUCCGGAAACAAGCGACUAUGGCUCUUUUCCAAUAAAACUCUAUUCCAGACACUGAA